Fusarium oxysporum Fo47 is the source of this 756-nucleotide messenger RNA. Its product is annotated as enoyl-CoA hydratase/isomerase. Bases 1 to 756 code for a protein of 251 amino acids. The record is from RefSeq and is a predicted model, not a curated record. Gene Ontology annotation, molecular function: enoyl-CoA hydratase activity. The transcript has 2 exons. Gene Ontology annotation, cellular component: mitochondrion. NCBI's taxonomy places the organism in Eukaryota, Fungi, Ascomycota, Sordariomycetes, Hypocreales, Nectriaceae. Gene Ontology annotation, biological process: fatty acid beta-oxidation.
AUGUCAGCCCCAAUUUGUCUCAGCCCUGAGCUACCAUCAGGAUUAAGCUUUUUACGCCUCUCCCAUGUCAGGCAACACGUUCUUCUAGCCCGUAUGGAUCACCCUAGUUCACUAAAUGCCCUUUCUUCGGAGGCCUUGCGAGAGCUCGAUUUGGUUCUGGAUUGGUAUGAAACAGAGCCGAACCUCCGCGUCUUGGUUGUCACUGGAACGGGACGAGCUUUCACGGCUGGUGCGGAUCUCAAGGAGUGGCAGCGUACACUGGAGGAUGGAAAGGGGGAGCAGUUCGGCGUGCGAGAAGGCGUAACUCCAUUCACGCGUCGAAAGGGGAAGAAGCCUGUUAUUGCGGCGGUGAAUGGCUUUGCUUUCGGCGGCGGCUGUGAAUUCGCCGUAAACUGUGAUCUGGUUGUUGCGGCAGACACAGCUAUUUUCGGUCUCCCUGAGGUCAAGCGUGGACUGGCCCCUACAGGCGGAGUUCUCACACGAAUUGUACACACUGCCGGGAUGCAGGUGGCUUCUGAGAUAGUCGUUGACGAAGCAUUACGCUAUGCAUCCCUAAUCGCAGAGAACAGUCCUGAUGCCAUAAUUUGCGCAAGAGCCGGCUUGCGGCAAGCUUGGGAGACGGCCAAUGUCCAGGAGGCAACAAAUCAGUGGUUUGAGAAGCACUUUAGCUUACUUGAACGGGGCGACAAUAUGCGAGAGGGUCUAGCUGCCUUUAAGGAUAAGAGACCCCCUGUAUGGAAGAAUUCAAAGCUAUAA